Messenger RNA from Bacillus rossius redtenbacheri, 2309 nucleotides. Its product is annotated as ankyrin repeat domain-containing protein 6-like. The record is from RefSeq and is a predicted model, not a curated record. The transcript has 5 exons. Gene Ontology annotation, molecular function: protein binding. Lineage: Eukaryota; Metazoa; Arthropoda; Insecta; Phasmatodea; Bacillidae. Bases 57 to 1127 code for a protein of 356 amino acids.
ACAGUCUCGUGGCGCGCGCACCAGAGUGGGAGAGGCAGCAGGGGAGGACGCCAGAGAUGGACGCGCUGCACGACGCGGCGGGCCGCGGCGACGCCCCCGCCGUGCUCGCGCUGCUGGGGGCCGGGGUGGACGCCGACCAGCCCGACUGGGCGCGCUCCGGGGACCCGCCCCUGCUGCGCGCCGCCGCCGCCGGCAGCGCUGACGUCGUCAGGGCGCUGUGCGCGAGCGGCUGCGACGUGGACUGCCGCACGGCACGCGGCGAGACGGCGCUGCACCUGGUGGUGACGGGCAGCCGCGCGCGAGACCCCCUGCCCCUGGUGCGCGCGCUGCUGGAGGCGGGGUGCGACCCCUCGGCCCGGGAGAAGCUGCACGGCCGCUCCCCCCUCCACGUGCUGGCCGCGGCCCAGCCCCUGCGCGGCGGAGCGCUCGAGGCCUUCAGCCUGCUGGCCGCCGCCUGCCCCUGCCUGGACCUGAGGGACCACCGCCUGCGCACUCCGCUGCACCGCCUGGCCGCCGCCGGCUGUGUCUCCCCGGAGCCCUUCCAGGUGUUGCUGCGGCGCGGGGCGGACCCCAGCCUGCAGAACGACCGCGGGGAGACGGCCCUGCAAGAGGCCCUGGAGAGGGACGCCCCCGAGGGGUUGGAGGUACAGCUGCUGCUGAUAGCCGCCGGCACGGAUCUGGCGGCCAGCACCGUCUACCGCGAGACGGCCCUCCACAUAGCGGCCAGGAAGAACCGCGCGGCGGUGGCGGCGGCGCUGCUGCAGCGAGGGGCCCCCGCGGACGCCCGCGACCUGCACGGCAACACGGCGCUGCACCAGGCCGCGGGGCGCGGCUACCUGGAGGUGGUGCGCUGCCUGCUGGCGGGACCGGGCCUCGACCUGAACGCUGCCAACCGCGACGGCCUCACGGCGCUGCACGUCGCCGUCGACAGCGGCUUCAUCGCCGUCGUGCAGGUGCUGCUGGCGGCCGAGGGCUGCGACGUGAACGCCCGCACGGCGGCCAGCAUGACCGCGCUCGACCUGGCACAGCAGGAGUUCCGCUCGCGCGCACAGCCGGAGAUGACGCUGGUGCUGUCCCGCGAGGUGGAGCGGCGGCGCUCGCGCGGCCCGGACGCUCACAGCUCCUGAGGCCGAGCGGCUGGGACUCGGCUGCGAACGGCCACCGACACACACUGAGCGCAGCGCUCAGCAGUGGCCGCGGGGUCCCGAGCAAGACCACACUACCCGCGUCCAGCGAGCGUGCCGUUCGUAGUCGAGACGAGCGUCGAGUUUCAUCAAAAAUAAGUAGCUUGGCUUCUGGGUCGUAGCCGUGUCCAAGGCGAAUAAUUCACCAGAUGUUUCGGUCGACAUUGCAGUCGCCAUCGUCAGGGAGCAGUUACACUAGUACUAGUAGGUAACUGCUCCCUGAUGAUGGCGACUGCAACGUCGACCGAAACAUCGGUUAAUAAUUCGUCAAGGACGCGGCUACAACCCAGAAGCCAAGCUACUUCGGACAAUGGCCGUGAAAGCCUGCGAUCAUUUUUUUUAAAAAAAUAUAUCGGAAAAUACGUUUCUUUAAUUUGUACAGUUAAGUUUGUCAAUCAUGCUUAGGAAGGAUAUUUAAGGUGUCCUCUGAUUCUUGUUUUGCUUCAGUGGCCGAAUGUAUGAUCUCAUACAAAAAAUGUGUGCGCCAUCCUUCAAGAAGCUAGACAUUUCGUUUUUGAGUUUCUAUUCGGCUUCAUACUGUCACUACUCUUUAAGGUUUGCCACGCCCACAGUUAUUAUUUUUAGUUUUUAUGUGGCUAAUUUCAGAUUUUCAAAAAGAUUGUUUUGAAAAUGAGAUCAUAGAAGCUAUUCUGUAUCAAGCUGUGAAAAUCCAGAAUAUGAGCUUCCUGGGAGCGGUAAAGUCACAGUUGGCAAGGCAAAAAUAUAUUAUUAUUAAUAUUUUCCACACUUUUGACAAAUAGCAGACAACAACUUGCAUAAAUCUGGUAGCAAAAUUUGCUACAAAACACAAAUUGUAAUGUUUUUAUUGUGAAACGUUUGUGAAAUAAGUCCCAUUCACAAUCCAACGUGAGUGGUGAAGAGUUUUAAUAAGCAGCUGAUUCAGAUGACUCGCAUGAUAAUAUCUCUGUAAAGCUGGCUUAGCAGGCAAUACUCUUGAGUAAUACUCAUUCAGGAAUGUGUUUUUCCACUAACAAACAAGACUUGUACCAGUUUUAAAGAAAAUGUUUCAUGUUGUAAUUAAGACAGUGGCCUAAUUCUUGUUAUUGGGAGUUUGUAUUUUACAGAAUGAUUUACAAUUUGAAUAAAAAUUGUAUUAUUUUGUUA